Bipolaris maydis ATCC 48331 is the source of this 891-nucleotide messenger RNA. RefSeq lists its product as uncharacterized. Lineage: Eukaryota; Fungi; Ascomycota; Dothideomycetes; Pleosporales; Pleosporaceae. The record is from RefSeq and is a predicted model, not a curated record.
AUGACUUCAGUAACAGACUUUUCUGGUCCAUCCCCAUACUCUGGCUCAACAGCACGGGAUGUUCGCCGUACUCAAUCAUUAUCUGUACGCCAUCUUCAAUCUGGGUACUCUCCAUCAAACUUCUCUAAUAUUUUUCCUUUGACUGCUCUUCCAGUCAGUUCCUUUACACAACCUUCUUUCGGAUUUAAUAUUGACUCCAGGCACUUCUCUGAGUCCCAUACUACAAACAUGUCCAGUCAGUCCCAGCUGACCUCCAAGGGUUAUGAACAUUCCAUCAGAAAUAUGCGCACUGUGCGCCAGAGUCAUCUAAGCAUGCCCGACCACCAUGAAUUUGUUGCUGCUGCGAUGUCGAAACGGAACACAACACAACUAUCUAGUAUGAUGCAGUUUGAGACCCGGUCGCCGCCAUACCCACUGUAUGACGAGAAUGUUUACACUCAGUCAACACAUAUUGUCCAUUGUUCUCACGAUACAUAUUUCCGUCAGCCAACAGCAGAAGACUUUCUCCGACAACAUCCUCCACUACCGCCACCGCCAGUGGAAGUAUGCGACAUCGAUCAAGAUCUCCCGGUAAUCGAGCCAGACUCACAUGUAGAAAUGGAUCAGCUUGAACAGCCCAUUGAAGAUCCUUGCAAUUCCCAACCUGGUAAGAUGGAUGCAGGUACACCCACACAUCCUUCCACCAAGUCUCCGCCCGAGCCGUCAUGUACACAUCACAACAGCCGCGUACAAUCCAUCGAUAGUGACAUGUAUCAACCAGCUCUUGGGGGGCUACACAAAAUCUCGAACCUUCAAGGCAAAACCUCGAAGUGCAACAAAGUCAGAAACGCGGUGAGCAGGCUAAAUCCCUUCAGGCGCCAACGGCAGUUUGGGAGUGGGACAAAGCGAUAA